AUGGCAGCCCAGGUGGACCCCAAGCAGCUCGAAUCUGUUGAUGGCUUCUUCAAGUUGAUCAAUACGGUCGCUUCAGACCAAUCGUACAUCUGCCUCAAGGAUCUCAUCUCUGAGAAUGCUGAGCUCAGAAGGCGGAUCCAGGAUCAAAAUAUCACUAACGAAGAAAACGCCCGGACACUGGGUAGGCUCGACCUGAGACUGCAAACCGAGACAAAAGCGUUGAUCGCAGCCAACGCAGCCCUGAAGGAUGCUCAUGAUGAGAACAAAACUCUGAAAGUCAACCUUGCCGCGACGCAAGCCAAGGUGGCUGAAAAGGUCAAGGAGCUUGAGCAGAGCGCCAAGAAUAUCACGGCCUCCCAGAUAAAACUCAAAGACCAAAUCAACCUAACGAACACGUUCAAGGAGUCCGCCAAUAGCAAAGACUUCGAGAGGAAGGCCGCUGUUGCUGCGCUUGACAGAGCCAACCAGGAGCUUCAAGCCACGCGAGACGAGCUCCAAUCCGUCACCGACAAUUUGGCCGAACACGAGCAGUUUGCCUGGAACAUGAAAUCCACCUCGAAGGAUGACGUCGAGAAUCGGUUGAAGGAAAUAUUUACUGCAGUCAAGGACGUAGCCAAAACCUAUUUCGCCGGUGACCUUCCCGAGGCGGUUUUGGAGAACACUGCCUACUGGGACCGCAUCCGCAGCCACAAAGCCAUCGGCCGAAUACCUCUGCCGGCAUCUAAUUCGGCAGCCGCCAAACACAUGCGGAUCUCUGCCUGCGUGGCCCUUUUCGCCUAUGCCUUCCACCAACACGUCUUUCUUUCUUCGUACCUCCUCGAAUCCGGCGGCGAGCUCUCCGACGUCAUGUUUGAGUUGGCCGAGGAGGACGCACCGCGAGAGACGUAUCUCCGCCGUGUGUUGUUGGCGACCCUCCCUGAGCAACAUAAUGAGAACGUCAAGGUGUGCAUCGAGGACGUCGUGUCCGAGAUGGAUAGAAACCUAGGGUCUCUGCUCUUCGAGGGGCAGAAGAAGUCGUUCAAGAACGCUGUUGGGGAAGCUUGCAAGCUAGUCGUUGAGCACUGGCGUUUUAUUCAACAGCUUAGUGACAAGGUUGAGGCAAUGAUGAAGCCGAGCGCAUCGCCUGUGGAGCACUGGACUACGGUGUCUCUUCCGUCACAGACGAGCAAGGAUCAGAGGGUACAAAACAAUGGGAACGGUGCAAACGCGAAUGGUGGUUCCACCACCCCGACUCAUGAGGCUUUGCAGCUGAAGCUGGAACUCAACAAUGCCGUAGCCACCGUGUGGCCGAGUUUUGUGCUUGUUAGGGAAGGCGAAGACGAGCUGUUGGCUAAGGGUUACAUAUUGCUGGAGUCUCAGGUGAAGAUAGCAAAAGAAGAGGAGAGUGGAGAGGUUGUCGUGGGCAGCAAGCGGGCCCAGAGGCAAUUGGCGAGGCAGGAUUCGAGAAAGAGGAGGGCUGGGUCAGUGUCUCUCAAUGGGGGGACGAACAAGAAUGGUUUUUUAUUGCUGAAGGAUGGAGAUGGCUCAAGGGCCGGCUAAACUUGCGGCAGAGCGGCGCUGGAGCUAUUCUUCUUGGUGACAAACGUCUUCGUUAAGGAAAGUGAUAGGGUGAUGGCGUGAUGGCGUGACGAUACGCUAUUUCAGUUAGAAUUAUUGAACAGAUUGGAACAGAUUGGAAUACACAAUAACUUAAUCC
Molecule: messenger RNA, 1696 nt
Organism: Pseudomassariella vexata
Lineage: Eukaryota; Fungi; Ascomycota; Sordariomycetes; Amphisphaeriales; Pseudomassariaceae
Exons: 2
Coding region: 1-1539 (512 amino acids)
Source: RefSeq, a predicted model, not a curated record